AUGUCAGACGAGGAAAUAGUGAUGGAGGAGCUCGAGAACCCCUUGAGGGCGAUUAUUGUUGUCAAUUCUCCGGAAAACCCCGAUGGUGACAUGGAGGAACGGUUGCUCGAUUCUAUCCAGAGCUUUGAUGACAUGAACCAGUUCUUCGACAACUUUGAUGAGAAGAUCGCCAUACCCAACGAGGGACACAUCAAGUACGAGGUCGGCAGCGACGGUUUGGUGGUGAUUGUGGUGGACAAUCUCGAGUUGCGCAACAAAGCAUUGGAGUUCAUGGACGACUAUACC
This is a messenger RNA of Suhomyces tanzawaensis NRRL Y-17324, 285 nucleotides long. RefSeq lists its product as uncharacterized. The record is from RefSeq and is a predicted model, not a curated record. The annotation marks the transcript as partial. Lineage: Eukaryota; Fungi; Ascomycota; Pichiomycetes; Serinales; Debaryomycetaceae. The transcript has a single exon.